UCUGGACCCUCUUGCAUGCCGUCCUUUCCCGGCGGGCUCCGCGCGGCUGCUUCCGGAAGUGGGCUUUGCCUCCUUGGAAGCGAAACGUUUGUUCUGACCGUUGUGGGAGCUAGGACUCGGAAGGGUAACGGGGAAGGCCUGGUACCCCGAUGGCCGACAGUCAGGACAUGUUCGACGCCAUUGUGAUGGCGGAUGAGAGGUUCCAUGGGGAAGGGUACCAGGAAGGCUAUGAAGAAGGCAGUAGUUUGGGUAUAAUUGAAGGAAGACAAUAUGGUACCUUACAUGGAGCCAAAAUUGGAUCUGAGAUUGGGUGCUAUCAAGGUUUUGCUCUCGUGUGGAAGUGCCUCCUAUGCAGUUGUGCCAGUGAGAAAGACAGCAGGAAGAUGAAGGUCUUGGAAUCAUUGAUUGAAAUGAUUCAGAAGUUCCCCUAUGAUGACCCUACCUACAAUAAACUCCAUGAAGAUUUAGACAAAAUUAGAGGGAAAUUUAAACAGUUUUGUUCACUACUCAAUGUUCAGCCGGACUUUAAAAUUAGUGUGGAAGGUCCUGGACUUUCAUUCUGAGGAUGACAGAUGAACAAAGAGGAAACAUCAGGGAACAGAUGUCUGCAUGUUAAAUGUUCAAAAAUGUCAUUAAAGGCAAAACAAUGGCGGGGUAUUCAUUGUUCCGGAGGGAGGGUCCCUGUUUGGCCUCCUUCCCCGAGGUUUUCUGCUUGGGUUGCUCCAGUGCUCUGGGCCCUGUCUGCUGUGCUGUCUGAGUGAGCCCUGCAGAUCCCUCGAGAGCCUGCUCGAUCCUUGCUGUUCCAAAGUUGGUGACUUCACUGAUCCUUCGGCUGAGCAGGCCUGCUAGGUGCUGCCCUGAGUAGGAUUACCCCAGG
Messenger RNA from Heterocephalus glaber (naked mole-rat), 877 nucleotides. It is a transcript of the gene Lto1, whose product is annotated as LTO1 maturation factor of ABCE1. The record is from RefSeq and is a predicted model, not a curated record. NCBI's taxonomy places the organism in Eukaryota, Metazoa, Chordata, Mammalia, Rodentia, Bathyergidae.